CAGUCGGGGGCAUCUGACCGUCUCUCCUCCUCCCCCCCUUCCUCCUCUUCCUCCUCCUCUUCUUCCUCCCCUCCUCCGUCUCUCUCUCUCAUCUCCUCCUCCUCCUCCGUCCACACUCCUCUCCACUCCUGCGUCCUGCUGCCGCUGGGCUCCGCCAUGGACCUGAAGGACCGCCGGCACCGCUCGCUCACCAGGGGCCGCUGUGCGGGCAAGGAUCUGCAGUACACCUCGUCCUCCCUGGACAACGAGGAGUGCCGCGUGCCCACGCAGAAGUCCUACAGCUCCAGCGAGACCCUGAAGGCCUAUGACCACGACUCCCACCUGCACUACGGAGGAUGCGUGUCUGACCUGGUGCACCACGAGGCGGACGAGUACUCCAGACAAGGCAACUUCACCCUGGCCGAGCUGGGCAUCUGCGAGUCGACCGCACCCCACCCGAGCGCCUACUGCUCAGACCUGGGCCUGCUGCACCGCGGCUACUCGCUGGGCGGCGCCGGCUCGGACGCCGACUCUGACCCGGAGGGGCCCAUCUCGCCGGAGCGCGCCAUCCAGCUGUGGAGCGCGGGGGGAGCGGGCGGCGCCAACGGCAAUGGCGGCCUCAAGUCCCGCCGCAGCUCCGGACUGUCCAGCCGCGAGAACUCGGCACUCACACUCACCGACUCCGAAAAUGAGAACAAGUCGGACGACGAGUCAGCAUUCCUGGACGAUGACGGGGACGAUGAUCCAUAUGGUGAUAUUCCAUUCAGUAAGGGAUCUUUUUACCCCAUCCCCAAUACCCCCGCGAUGCGUAUGAAUCCCCUGCAGAUGUCUCCCGUAGUCCAACCUCCACCUUAA
Messenger RNA from Alosa alosa (allis shad), 834 nucleotides. Its product is annotated as teneurin-2. The record is from RefSeq and is a predicted model, not a curated record. The transcript is spliced from 3 exons. NCBI's taxonomy places the organism in Eukaryota, Metazoa, Chordata, Actinopteri, Clupeiformes, Clupeidae. Bases 157 to 834 code for a protein of 225 amino acids. Gene Ontology annotation, biological process: signal transduction. Gene Ontology annotation, cellular component: membrane.